Messenger RNA from Pistacia vera, 1839 nucleotides. RefSeq names its product (E)-beta-farnesene synthase-like. Gene Ontology annotation, molecular function: magnesium ion binding; terpene synthase activity. The transcript has 7 exons. Gene Ontology annotation, biological process: diterpenoid biosynthetic process. Lineage: Eukaryota; Viridiplantae; Streptophyta; Magnoliopsida; Sapindales; Anacardiaceae. The record is from RefSeq and is a predicted model, not a curated record. Bases 26 to 1693 code for a protein of 555 amino acids.
CAUUCGGGAUUUGGUCAAAGAAGAAAUGUCGUCUUCUCAAGUUACAGUUGUUCCAACUUCACCACCAAAAACUAUUCGUCAUACUGCUGAUUUCCAUCCCACAAUAUGGGGAGAUCAAUUCCUCAAAGAUACUUCUGAACUCAAGACAAUUGAUCCUACAACUCAAGAAGAUUAUGAGCAACUGAAACAAGAGGUAAAAUGGAUGAUAAUGGAUACAUCACAAACGAAUGCUCAGAAAUUGCACUUGAUUGAUGCAAUCCAACGGUUAGGUGUGGAUUAUCACUUUCCAAAAGAGAUAGAUGAUGCUUUGGAGAAAAUUUAUAGUGACAAUAUUGAAUAUAAUGAUCUCUAUACUGUUUCUAUCCAUUUUCGACUUCUUCGACAGCAAGGAAUUAAGAUUGUUUGUACAGAUGUAUUUGAAAAGUUCAAAGAUGAUGAAGGGAAAUUCAAGGCAUCCUUGAUUAACGAUGUUCCUGGAAUGCUAAAUCUAUACGAGGCAGCACACUUUGCUAUUCACGGAGAAGAUAUCCUAGAUGAAGCCCUCACUUUUACUACGACUCACCUUAAGUCAAUGGUGUCUUGUGCAAGCCCUCACCCUGCAAAACAAAUAAAUCACGCUCUUAAUUGUCCUCUCCGGAAAGGCCUACCGAGGCUAGAGGCAAGAUUUUUCAUUUCUGUUUAUUCAAGAGAUGAUUUACACAAUAAAACUCUGUUAAAGUUUGCCAAGUUAGACUUCAACAUGUUACAAGCAAUGUACCAGAAGGAUCUCAAAGACGUCUUACAGUGGUGGAAUGAUGUAGACUUCAUUUCAAAGCUGCCUUACGCGAGACAAAGAAUGGUGGAGGAAUAUUUUUGGGCAUUGGGAAUUAUUUUUGAGCCACAAUAUGCAUUUGGUAUUAGGAGUAUGGCCAAAUUAAUAUGUCUGAUAACCCUCAUAGACGAUACAUACGAUUCCUAUGGUACAAUUGAAGAACUCACACUCUUUACAGAAGCCGUCAAAAAAUGGGACUUUGGCGCCGCAGAUAUGCUUCCAGACUACAUGAAAUUAAUUUACAAGACACUCUUUGAUUUUUUCGGUGAAAUGGAGGAAUGUGUGGUUAAGAAAGGAGAACCAUGCUACAUAAAUUCUCCAAAAUUUUGGAUGCAAAGAAUUGUUCAAGGCUACUUUGCUGAAGCCAGAUGGUUGAAUGAAGGCUACAUUCCAACAACAUUUGAGGAAUAUAUAAGUCUUGCAGCAGAAACAUCUGCAGUCGAAUUGAUGACAUCAGUUGCGUUCUUUGGCAUGGAUGAUAUUGCAACGAAGGAGGAUUUUGAUUGGAUUUCUACUAAUCCUAAGAUUAUAAAUACAACAAGGCUUAUUGGCAGACUCAUGAAUGAUAUAGGGUCUAGUAAGUUUGAGCAAAAGAGAGGACAUAUUCCCUCGGGUGUUAAAUGCUACAUGAAGCAGCAUGGUGUUUCUAACGAAGAGGCGGUUGAAGCGAUUAUGGAACAUGUUUCCAACGCAUGGAAAGAUGUGAAUGAGGAAAUGCUAAAACCAACUGCUAUAUCAAGGUCUCUGCUGGAGAGAGUUCUUAAUUAUUCUCGUGUAAUUCAUAUUUUAUACAAGGAUGAUUAUGAUGCCUUCACGGAUGCAUAUAAGCUUAAAGACCAAGUUAUCUUAUUGCUCAAGGACCCUGUGCCUCCUCACGAGUAGCUUCAUAUAUAUCCACGAAUUACUUGUAGUACUCCAUGAUAUGUCUCUAGACAGGGAUUGAGUUAUACUCCCCCAAAUAAAUGCUACAUUGUAAUAAAUAUAUGUUGUCUAAAAUGCCUUGAAGACAUAUUGGCACCUUUAAACAA